AUGACGUUCUUCUGUUUUAACAUACUGAACCAGACUUUGACCCGUUUGGCGGAUCUAUUGAAUGCGUAUGUCGAAGCCAAACAGUCGAAAUGGAGUGCGUUCACCAAACUAUUCACUUCGAAAGCAGCCGAUGAGUCCGAGACGAACACUAAAACGCGAGAGAUAAUAAAGCUACUAGAACGGGAUCACGAACAGGUCCUACUACAGCAAAU
Messenger RNA from Sphaeroforma arctica JP610, 212 nucleotides. RefSeq lists its product as hypothetical. The transcript has a single exon. The annotation marks the transcript as partial. The record is from RefSeq and is a predicted model, not a curated record. NCBI's taxonomy places the organism in Eukaryota, Ichthyosporea, Ichthyophonida.